Messenger RNA from Coregonus sp. 'balchen', 7336 nucleotides. Lineage: Eukaryota; Metazoa; Chordata; Actinopteri; Salmoniformes; Salmonidae. The record is from the annotation of a GenBank genome assembly.
UCUUUCUCUCUCGUCUCUCUUCUGUCUCUCCCCUCCAUCUCUCUCUCUGUCUCCUCACAUCAUCCCACUAUGAUGCUGAGGAGAGACCGUCUGCUCCUGUCUGUGACCGUCACAGCCAUCUUCACUGCUGAUCUCUACUUCGUCCUGCUCCCCAAGCUCCGCCACAGACAACCAGGACCAGAGGAUGGAGGCUGCCUCUGUCCCUCCUCCAGGGGGACUAACUUCACCCUUGCUGGGUACAGCAGCCUCAACACCCCCUGGGCCUCCAACACCACCUCCAUGGACCUCCAGGGGAUGGGGGUCAGAGCUACGGACAACCCUACAGAUUGGGUCUCGAAGCUGGGGAGGCUGUUUGCUCACCCCCUGUAUAACAUCCAGACACCGGAGCUGGGGCUGGAAGAGAGGCUGUUACAGUCUGAAGAGGUAAUGGGGUAUUACAGGAGGAAGGUCUCGCGCUGGGAGAGGUGAGUACAGUACACACAGCCCUGAGUUUAGAGAUUUCUCAAUGUUUUGUUAUGGUUGUGAUUUACUUUAGGUGUGACUAGAAAUGUUAGGAGACACACGUAUUUUCCUGCUGUGGCUUCGAUGUGGUGGAGGGGUAGGGUCCCUGACAUUACGGCUGUGGAUCCCUGACAUGCAUAAACACACCAUUCUCUUUCUCCCUCUUUCUCUUAUUCUCUCUCUCUCUCACACGCACAGAUACUCAAGCAUAAGCAUGUCGACACAAAAUGUUUUCUCUUAGGCAAGCUAUUUUCCCGUAAAGACUAACCCCAUAAACUGUCUUCAAAGUCGGUGUUAUAAACAGCAUUUAAUAGUGGGCUGGAACCAAUACUCAAACAUCAUUUGAGAGCCUGUGUCUGGAUCUCCCUGUGCUAGGUAAACAAGACCCUUAAACCUGACGAAAUCCUUUAAACCUGUGAGAGCUGAACAGACUGUAGCUGUCUUGGCUCCUGUCUAACGCUGUCCAUCACAGCCCAGCGCAUUCCCCUCAGAGAGAUCCUGUUUGGGUUCCAAUGGUGGAAAAACAGAAGAAAUAUGACGAGAGGAUAUUUCUACCCCCUUGGCUUACUUCUAAAUGUGCACAUAACAAUAGAUACCCCAGGGCUUAGUGUGAGAGUCUUGCAAAAUCUUGCAGCAGCCUGUUAACAGAAGAUAAAUAGACUUAACGAGAGGAUGGAUGCUUUUCAUAGGGACAUCUGGGGAAAGUUUUGACUGUUUUAUUUGGAGGAUGAAAUAGAGCAGUUAUAGUUUACUGACUUACAGGUCAACCACUACGAUAUAUGGUGUGUGUGUGUGUGUGUGUGUGUAAGUGUAAGUGUGGCAUACAACAAUAGUUUGAAUCAAGACCACUGAAAGAGGAGGGCGAUGUGGUGUUGCAGCCAGCUGCUUGCUCCCUGGUUUCUAGUCUAUGGGUUUGUGGUCUCUGGUUGUGGUCUGUGGUCAGCCUUCCUGUGACGACCCCUCCUGUCAUCUGACCACAGCAACUGAUGAUGUUUGAAUGCAGGGAAGCAACCAACCCUCCCACCCACCGUGGUCAGAAUUGGCACAACGGUGCACCAAAGCCACAUGCUUCCCAAGUCUCCUUAAUGGUCUGAAUGUUUGCUUUGGAUCUGGAGUGAUUCCUGCCCAUAUUUUAAGUGUAUGUUUCUGUGGGGAUAUGUAUACAGAAGUGUCAGGAGAGGAGGAGAGGAAAGAAGGGAGAUUUCUAAGUGAGGGCGAACAGCUCGGAGGGAGUCAGAGAGUCCAAGAGGGAGGUGGCGACUGUUUACUAGGCUUUAGUUUGUCUGGAAUGCUGCCACUUCAAAUGUUUUCCUCCGAGAAUAAUCUGCAUUUGUCUUUGACUGAUUACCUCUGAGACUAUUCUCCUCUGUGGAAAUACCCUAAAAGUUGGUCCUGUGAAGGAACUGUUGUCCUCACCAUGGAUAUUACAAGUGUAUUUUUAAAGGCGCUUUCAAGAAAGUUCAAUUUGAUUUGAUAUUGUAUGAGUUUCACAGUGUGUAUCACAGGUUUUCAAGGAUAACUCCACUGUUUUGCAUACCCUAACUCUGACCUCAUUUUGACCGCCUCUCUUACCCCCUCAGGCAUACAGUAUGACAUUGUACAGCAAGGGCAAGGCUAUGCAUAACCUUAACACCACUGUAACAUCCCCCUCUCUUUCUCCCCCAGGCAUAUGAAGCUGUACAGCGAGGCAGCAACGUUGCUGGAACACCAAGCGACCUUUGACCCUGAGGCCAGCUGGCUGAAGUUCCACCUGGGCAUCAAUCGCUACGCUCUAUACGCCCGCGAGGACCCCACAAUCACCCACCUGCUGAAAGACAUGCAGACCACCACCGUCAUCAGCGCAGGUUGGACCUGUUGUAUGAGCGUUAUAACCAUUCAUAUAAGUGGUGUUCAUAUGAGUGUAAUAACAACUCAUAUGAGCAUUAUAGUCACUCAUAGCAGAACAACACUGUCAACAGUGCAUGCAGGUGCUAUAGGACCUCAUGCUUUAAACAUUUAUAUGAUUGUUAUAGGUAUUCAUUGCAGAAAUGUCUUUAUGCAGAUUACACUCAAGAUGAAAAGGCCCUCAAAGGAGCGUGUGACUGUACCCAGGGUAAGGUCUGGUGCUGUCUACGUACCUGCUCUGUUUUGUGCCUCUAUGAUUUGUGUGUUUUGUGUUCUAACAUGCAUUCCAUUUGCUUAAAAGGUUUUCCAUGAGGACAGGGAGAGAAAUGAGAGAAAAGAGAGAAUCAGUUGACACAGUCAUCUUCAUGACUGGUUCUUCUGUAGUUUUUCUCCAUCUGUUAUUUCCUUUGGUGCGCAGUUGUGGUAUCAGAGCCAAACACCCAGUCGCACCACUGACAAGACUUUUGUUUUCAUCUGGUUCCAAGCCCCAUAAAUUAGCAUCAUUUUAAUUUCUCACACUCUCCAGAUCUUCAUAAGUCACAUCCCUGGAGAAAGAGAGCAGAGAGUGGCUCAUUUAGUUCAAAGGCAGAGUGUUUUUUAAAAAGCUUUAUCUCAGAAAGCAGGAGAGUGGGGUGAUUCUACAGCAGUCUACACAGCCUUACUAUACCUUCAAGCAACAAACAACUCAGACCAUGGAUACACACUCACAUGCCCACAGAGAGACAGACAGACAGACACACACAGACACACACACACACACCAAUCUCAUCUAACAGGGACCUACAGCCGGCUGCAUUCCAAGAUUUGUAGCUCUUUCAACCACACUCACUGAAAACACACUGGUGGCUUCAACCUUAGCAACAACACAAACACACUGGUGGCUCCAACCUCAGCCACAACACAAACACACUGCCAAGAACCCAAAAACCCUCUAUUCCUCUGUCCCACAUUUAUUUUUAUAUGGCUUUUUCAACCACUUUUUCUUGAACGGUUGAAAAGCAACAAUGUUCCCAUUGCACUUCAAAGCUUGUUUGUGUCUGUUUGAUUUUUCUCCAGUUAAACACAGCAGAGAGAGAUUGUAAACUAUUAAUAAGCUACAACUUCAGAAGACUAAGCUGAAUCAGUUGGAAUCAGGAGGAGAAGCAUGUAUCUUUAUGGUUACUGGUUAGCCUUGCUUUCUGCCAGGGUACGCUAAAUACCCGGACAUGGUAGAGAAACCCUGCUGAGUGUAGUCCUCCAUCUGUGGAACCAUUACAACCUCUGUCAUUAUCUUAUCAUUGGGAACAGGUCCAGGCUAAAACAGAUCUAGAGCAGAGAAAAUAAUAACGAACACAAUCAAAAAGAAACCCCAAGGAUUCGAGCUGCAAAAUAAACUCCUGGCCAACUAUGUGUUUUUUGGAUAGGAUUUUUAGAGAGCUAAGCUUUCUCUCUGUACGAGACGAAGAGCUGCCGAGAGAGACACAGAAGCUGAGGGCAGGUGGUUGGCUGAGUGGUCGGUUAGAGAAAAGGCCUUGUUUAAUUAAUUUAAUUUCUGAUCCGUUUCUCUCUCUCUCUCUCUCUCUCUCUCUCUCUCUCUCUCUCUCUCUCUCUCUCUCUCUCUCUCUCUCUCUCUCUCUCUCUCUCUCUCUCUCUCUCUCUCGCUCUCUCUCUCUCUCUCUCUCUCUCUCUCUCUUUCCUGAUGUCAGUGGUAAAGCCCAGUGGAUACCACCUCAAGCUAGCCCUGAAGAUGCAGAACUUUGGCAAGGCCAUGUUCAAACCCAUGAGGUGAUUGUUUUUUGGGGAAAUCAAUCAGAGGGAGUAUUCUGGUUUGUAGUAAUAUUUUGAACAGUACUGUAGAUAUAUAAACCACUCUUGAACAACUCUCCCCUCUCAUCUCCUUCUCUCAGACAGCAGAGAGACCAGGAGACUCCUGAUGAUUUAUUCUACUUUGUCGACUUCCAGAGACACAAUGCUGAGAUCGCUGCGUUUCACCUGGACAGGUAACCUUGGCAACCUGUACUCUCCUCAUAUUUAUUUAGUUUGGUUUUAUUCAACCUUUAACUUACCUGGAACUCUCUCAAGGAUUCAAUCUAUUUUCUGAGAAAGCGUAUAAGAACCCUUCAAAUUGAAUGAUUUUCAAGCAUACUGUAUUUCCCAAGUUGCCUCCCAACAAACAGAGCCGAAAGCGUGUACCUCCGUCUACCUUUGAUUAUGAAAGAAAGUGUCCUUGGGGAGAUUAAGGCCUCUCCACUAUUUCAACAUGUCUCCUUCCCGAGCCAGGCAUUUCAUUUCCACAGACAUAGGUGUAAUUACUGCUGUCUACUGUAAAGUCUGUCUAACCUCCAUGCCUCCAGGUUACUGCACAUUAACUCAAGUGAGUCAUCAGUCAAAUACUGUCAUUUGAGUCACAGCUUUUCAACCCAAAACCACACAAGACAGCAAGUCAACGUGGUUGUUAUACCUUGAGGAACAACAACAUUAUGGAUGGGUGUACAUGGGUGUAGGCUACAAUCCACAAAUAAAGGUCAAAUAAGUGAUCAAGUUAUUGUGUUACAUACAUUUUUACCUCACAAUAUACCAUUUAGUCAUUUUCUAAUUUCAUGAAAUGGAAAAGAAGAGAAGAAAAACAAAGCGUAAAUACUCGGUACACUGUGACUCUACACUACAGUACUGUCUAAGACUAUAUACUGGUCUGUCUGUGUGUUCCCACCAAUGUCUCUGUGUUGUGUCUCUGUCUCUGUGUUGUGCCAGAGGCCUUAUCAUUAUAAGGCACAAUCAGCAGGUGAGAUAUGACAGCCCAGGCAGCACCUCAAUAACAUCUACAGUAUUUCGUCUCAGAUACACACACUGAUGACUGUUAUUGAGACACAAGUCUGUCAGACUGUAAAUAUGGCCCUGGGGGGAUAUUGCUACACAUCAACAACUGCUAGAUUACACAGCGGAGAACAGAAACAAUCACAUAGGUGUUAUUAUGGAUAAAAAUCAGUAAAGUUGAGUUCAUUUCCUGUGACUUUGUGUAUGUCAACUAAGGUGAGAGAUUGCAGGAGCUAUGAGUUCAUCUGACUUUCUAUUGUUUGUUCUGUUCAGAAUGGAACUCUUUCUUCUAGAACUCUGAGUAGUAGAAGAUGUAUGAGUUUGCGUUAAUCAGAAUGGAACUCUUGUCUUUCUCUCUUCUAGAAUCCUGGACUUCCGGAGGGUACCGCCGGUGGUGGGCAGGCUGGUGAAUGUGACGGGGGAGAUUCUCCUGACCACUCACAACGAGGACCUAAUGAGUGUGUUCUUUACCUCUCCAGGUAGGCAUUACCCUGCUGGAACAACACAGUUCCACAAUAGGACAACUUGGCUUGAGAGUCUACACACCUGUUACCUAGAUCUUAAUUAAUCAGUCUGUGAUUAAAAGGCGAGGAUCUACAAUAUAUCUAUUCUCUUUCAAACAGCGAACAACACGUGUUUCUUUGCCAAGUGCCUGUACGCGUGUAAGACGGAGUAUGCAGUGUGUGGGAGCCCUGACCUGCUGGAGGGCUCCAUGUCAGCCUACCUCCCCGGUCUCAGCAUCGCCCCUCGUAUCUCCAUCCCCAACCCCUGGAUACGAUCAUACACCUUCACUGGCAGGGAGGAGUAAGCAUACAACCCUUAGACCUUAACCCUGAGACCUACUGUCAUCUCUUCCCAUAUGCCAUUUUGGAGCCUCUCAUUUUCAUUUUGAAAGUUCUCCAUUUGACUGUUUUUUGAUAAGGUAAUAUGGCAGACUGAACAUGAAUAUCUUGUUACAAUUAAUAUCUUGUUGUAAUAUCUUAUAAUAUUUUGUUACAAUCUGCAUGUGUCCAUCUCUACCAGGUGGGAGGUGAACCCCUUCUACUGUGACACCAUAAAGCAGCUGUAUCCCUACAACUCAGGGAACAGACUGCUCAACAUCAUAGACAUGGCCGUCUUUGACUUCCUCAUUGGUAUGUACUAGCACCGAUCACCCCUGAUGUAUCCCUGUCCUUGUCCCAUAUGACACCCUAUUCCCUAUGUAGUGCACUAUCUUUGUCUAUACAGUGAAUAAACACGCUGUGUCAAAAAUGACUCCCUAUUCCCAAUUACAGUGCACUACUUUUGUCUGUAGCCCUAUGUGAGUGAAUAUUUGUUCUUGGCACUCUCCCUCAGGUAACAUGGACAGGCACCAUUAUGAGAUCUUCACCAAGUUUGGCGAUGAAGGUUUUCUUCUUCACUUUGACAACGCCAGAGGGUGGGUACUAGAGUUGCUUUAUAACUUCAGUCAUUGUACAAUGUAAUAUUUGUAGUUCCCUUAUGAUUACAUCACUUCCUGUGUUUCAGGUUUGGGAAGCAUUCUCAUGAUGAGAUGUCCAUUCUGGCUCCACUGUCACAGUGCUGCAUGUAAAUAUGGAGGGCAUCCACUAUAGUCACUAACACAGAUUAACUAACACCAAUAUUUAACCUUUAUUCAUAUUUAACUUGGCAUGGCCAAGUCUCACUCUCUGCCUAUCUUUCCCUCAUUCUCUCUCCCCUCUUCACCUCCAUCCCUCCCCUUCCUCUAACCCCUCUCCCGCCCCUCCUCACCUCUCAGUAUAAAGCGUUCCACGUUGCUGCGGCUGCAGCUCCUCUCCCAGGACCACUACAGGCUCAGUGACGUGAUGAGGGAGUCCCUGGGAGGAGACACACUGCAGCCGGUCCUUGCUGAGCCCCACCUGCAGGCCCUGGACCGCCGGCUGCAGCGUGUCCUGAAGACAGUCCACAGGUGUGUCCGCAGGCUGGGAGAGGCUCAGGUGAUCACCACAGACUUUAUUGAUACCUCCGCCAAGCCUGAGUCUGUCAAACCAGUGUCUGCGCCCAACAAGGAGAGGUAACUAAGGUUAAUAAGGAAUCCAAAUGGAGGCCUGUGUGGCUCUGGUCAAAAUAAGUGCAUUAUAAUAGGGGAAUAGGGUGACAUUUUGGACGUAUCCCCAAGUCCUGCAAGGGGAGGUAACUU